CGGCGACGACAGCAGCAAUAAUGGCGGCGCGGAGAUGUAUGCGCUCCUUCCUGGGGCCGGCGAAGCGGAUGAAGAUCACACACGCCGCCCGCCCCUUCUCGACCACGACCGCACGUAAAGAAGACGCACAGGAUGUCGGUCACAAAAAGACCAUGGCCACGCUGAUGGCCGACGUCGAGGCCGGCAACCUGCCGCUGGACGAGACACUGCAGAAGAUGGGCCUGGAUCCCGUCGAGUACAAGACUCUUUGGAAUAGCCAGAGGAAAGCCGAGAAGGCUGCCGCCAGGCGCGAGCCCAGGACGCGCGAGGAGGCGCAGGAGAUGUGGAAGCAGAUGCAGUCGACGCCCGACGACCUGACGCUGCUGCGCAUGUACAAGCGCGGCGGCGUCGAGCCCAUCCAGCUGGCGAAGGAGAAGGGCAUCAAGCUCCCCGGCGACAAAGAGCCCCUCGACCCCAAGACCCAAGCUGCCCUCGAUGAGCUCCGCCAGCCCCUCAACGUGCGCGCCGUCAACAUGCGCCCGCUGCGCCGUGAGCCCCAGUACGGCGUCCCCGUGUGCGAUCUGCAGCUGCGCACCUACUCGGUCCAAAACCUGACGCUCUUCGCCGACUUCGCCGUGCGCGCAGCCUACUACAUGGGCCUGUCAGCCCGCGGCCCCAUCCCCCUGCCGCGCAUAACCGAGCGCUGGACGGUGCCGCGCGACGUCUUCAUCUUCAAGAAGUCGCAGGAGAACUUUGAGCGCAUCACCAUGCGGCGCCUGAUCCAGAUCCAAGACGGGCACCCGGAUGUCGUCAAGGCGUGGCUGGCGUUUCUGGCAGAGCACCAGUACCACGGCGUCGGCAUGAAGGCGAACAUCUGGGAGUACGAGGACCUGGAGACGGCGACGCGCGCGGGUGAGGCUAUUCAGCCCGACGAUAAGAGCAGGAGGCGCGAGGGCCCAGUGAUGGCCAAGGUCGAUGAGAUUCUGAACAGCAGGGGUUUCAAGGAGGCGAUGAAGGGGCAUAAGACUCCCGAGGAGAUUGAGUUCAGGCGGUAGAGAGGAGGUGUGUACGAUAUGCGCAUUGAAGGCGUUGUGGGAAUGUACAAACAUAUAGCAAGACGUGCAAUACAGCAUGUGAGCAUACCAAGGCUGCCUUAAUCUCACCCACGGAGAUGGAUCGCAG
Molecule: messenger RNA, 1161 nt
Organism: Didymella exigua CBS 183.55
Lineage: Eukaryota; Fungi; Ascomycota; Dothideomycetes; Pleosporales; Didymellaceae
Product: 30S ribosomal protein S10, mitochondrial precursor
Exons: 4
Coding region: 21-1034 (337 amino acids)
Biological process (GO): translation
Cellular component (GO): small ribosomal subunit; mitochondrion; ribosome
Molecular function (GO): structural constituent of ribosome
Source: RefSeq, a predicted model, not a curated record